GGUUCCUUCCCAAUCUCAUCAUACAAAAAUCCAACAUAAAUCAUCAUGGAACCCAAAUAUUUCUUCACAAUAUUAUUUCUUACAACAUUUCUAUCAUUCCAACUUUCAUUUUCCUCUUCCACUCCAUCUGCUCAACAAAACAAAUACUCUACAUUCAUCAAAUCCUCAUGCAACUCCACCACAUACCCCUCACAAUGUGUCAAAUACCUCCUCCCCUACGCCUCGGCCGUCAAGACAAACCCGCUUAGCCUCGUCAAAGUCGCCCUCCACACCACCCUUAGAUCCGCCAACGCCACCCUCUACACCGUCACCCAACUAUACAAAACCAAAAGCAUCACCAAAUGGGAGGCUGCAGUGCUUAAAGAUUGCAUUGAAGACAUAAAAGACACUAUGGAUGAACUCAAAAGCUCCAUCAAGGAAAUAUCUAGUAUUCCUAAGUCUAAGGACAAGCAUUUCGCCAUCUCCAACGCUCAGACGUGGACCAGUGCAGCCAUCACCGACGAGAAUUCAUGCCUUGAUGGCUUUUCGGACCGAAAAGUGAAUCAGGCUAUCAAGCAGAAGAUAAGGAAUAGCAUUGUGAAUCUAGCAAGGGUUAGUAGCAAUGCUUUGUAUCUUAUUAACCAUCUUGCAGUUUAAAAUAAAUAAAUCUUUGUUUCAAUAAAACCCUAGUGACUUUUCUUUUGUUUUGUUUUUUUUUUGUUUUUGUUUUUGUUUUUGCAUCAGUAAUAUUUCUAGUUUGGGUUUGUUCUAUGCUAGAUUGGUGUUUUGUAACAUAUGUAAUUUAAUUCUAUGAUCUACACAACUCUCAAUGCAUUGUGUUCUUAUUAUAUAUAUUGUUUAUUUAUGUCA
Messenger RNA from Helianthus annuus (common sunflower), 849 nucleotides. RefSeq names its product pectinesterase inhibitor 4. The record is from RefSeq and is a predicted model, not a curated record. Bases 46 to 636 code for a protein of 196 amino acids. The transcript has a single exon. Gene Ontology annotation, biological process: negative regulation of catalytic activity. Gene Ontology annotation, molecular function: enzyme inhibitor activity. NCBI's taxonomy places the organism in Eukaryota, Viridiplantae, Streptophyta, Magnoliopsida, Asterales, Asteraceae.